Molecule: messenger RNA, 2537 nt
Organism: Mus musculus (house mouse)
Lineage: Eukaryota; Metazoa; Chordata; Mammalia; Rodentia; Muridae
Gene: Pramel53
Product: PRAME like 53
Exons: 7
Coding region: 832-2277 (481 amino acids)
Biological process (GO): negative regulation of DNA-templated transcription; negative regulation of apoptotic process; positive regulation of cell population proliferation
Source: RefSeq, marked validated
GACCAUGCUUCUCUUGUGGGGGCUGUGGUGGGCGGUAACUUAGGGAGGGGUCAGAGUUCCAGGACCAUGAGGGAAUGCCUAACAUGUCAUGAAGGUGAAUUAUGACCAUCGGGGUUCAGACCUCAGCUCAACUGGAUACUAGCCUGCAAUUUCCCACAGUGACAUCCUCAUUGAGUCCUGUUCCUUGUGACACCCUUGAAGACCCUCUCCAUUAGUUACUCCCUAAUUUCACAGAGAGACCUGGAUUCCUUCUCCUGCUGUCAGAUCCUCUUUCAGCUAAAACAUCUGGGAUUGAGAGGUGUGGUUUUACUGGAUUUUGAUCUUAUGGCUCUGAGGUGUCUCCUCAUGAAAGUGAACCAAUCAGGAUGGCAGUUCAUGGCCCACCCCAAUUCCUGGAGCUGAUAAGGAAGAAGGCACUGAAGUAUGAGACCUUGGUUGUCUCUGGAGAAAUUGCUCAUUGAUCUUCUCCCAGCACUGUUCGAGGAGGCUUUCACUGAUAGAUUCACUAAGGUUGUGAAGGCUAUGGUGUCAGCAUGGCCUUCCAUCUACUUUCCUGUGGUGCCUUGAUAUACAGGCUCCAGAAGGCAAUAUUUCAGGCUUUGCUGGGUGGAUUAUAUGUCCUAUUUACACAUGAAUUUCAACUCAGGAGGUGGAAACUUUGAGUACCCGAUAUGCAGAAUGAGCAUCAUGAUGUUUGGGAUGUAUGGGCUGGAAUUGCUGGUGCUUGCUGCUCAGGAGAGACCAAGAUCCAGAAGUAGGUAGAAGAGCCUGAGCUGGAAGCUGUACCAAAUCCCGCUGUGAAGGAUCCUUCUGAUUGGAGACCUUAAGAAGAUGAAUGUUCAUACCCCACCCACACUCCAGAAGCUGGCAAUUCAGACUCUGGUGAGAGAGGAGGCUCUAGGCAUGUCUGAUCUGGAGGAGAUGGCCCAUGGACUCUUCCCAGCACUUUUCAAGGAGGCCAUUGAUGGCAGAUAUAUCAAGCUCAUAAAGGCAUUGGUGAUAGCCUGGCCUUUCCACUGUCUCCCUGUGGGGGCAUUGAUGAGGACUACUGACCUGGAAACAUUGCAGGCUGUGCUAGAUGGAGUAGACAUUCGUCGAACCAUAGGGUUUCACCCCAGGAGGAAAAAACUACAGUAUCUCGACCUGAGGAAUGUGCACCAUAGCUUCUGGAACAUAUGGACUGAUUCAGAGGACAGUGACUAUUCAGCAGAGAUCUUGGAUGAAAAGAAAGCCCUGCAGGUCCGUCCCAGAUAUGCACUGAGGCAGCGUCUGAAGGUCACAGUUGACCUGUGCAUCAGGUCCUGCCUUGAUGAAGCACAAACAUGGUUCUUGAAGUGGGCCCAGGAGAGAAAGGGCUCCCUAUAUUUCUGCUGUACAAAGAUGAAAAUCUGGACUCUGCCAGUAAAAGCUCUCAGACAUAUCUUCCACAUUUUUGAUCCAGAGCACAUCAUGGAGUUAGAACUAAACACUGAAUGGACUCUGUUAGAGUUGACACAUUUUGCCCCCUAUUUUGGGCAGAUGAGAAAUCUUUGCAAAGUAUUCCUGGCACCCCUCCACAAAAUCGACUUCCAUUUACCCAAUAGAACAAGAGUCACCGAAGUCAAGUGUAUCAACAAGUUUGCUUCUCAGUUCUCCAAAUUCAACUGUCUGCAGCAUCUUUUCAUGUUCUGCGUCCAUUUUCUCAGAUCCCAGAUGAAUCAGGUCCUAGGGUGCUUGAUGACACCCUUGAAGACCUUCUCCAUUACUUACUCCCUGAUUUCACAGAGAGAUUUGGAUUCCUUUGCCUGCUGUCAGAGCCUCUUUCAGCUAAAACAUCUGGAAUUGAGAGGUGUGGUCUUACUGGAUUUGGAUCUUAUGCCUCUGAGAGGUCUCCUCAUGAAAGUGGCAGGCACUCUUGAGACUCUGGAUUUGCAGGGGUGUAGGAUGAAGGACUCCCAGCUCAGUGUCCUCCUACCUGCAUUCAAACAAUGCUCUCAGAUCUCCAAUAUCAACUUCUACAACAAUGAAUUCUCCAUGCCCUUCCUGAAGGACCUUUUGCAGCACACAGCCAACUGGAGCAAGAUGAAUGUGGAACAAUACCCUGCCCCUCUGGAGUGCUAUGAUGAAUUUGCUCAAGUCUCUGUAGAAAGAUUUGUGCGACUUUGUCAGGAUCUCAUGGAUACACUGAGGGCAAUAAGGCAGCCCAAGAACACCUCCUUUGCUACAGAUAUCUGCCACACAUGUGGGGAGCGCUGGGUCUUUGACCAGGUGGCCAACCUUUGUCGUUGCUGGCAGUAAAAUGGGAACAUUCUGGAUUUGAAUAAAAAUAAGGUUUGGGACACAUGUCUUACCAAAAAAAAUGUAUUUUCCAUCUUCAGUUGUAAUAAAAAGAACAGAGAAAAAAAUCUCACUCAGCCUAGUCAUUAUACCCCCUUUCUGUAAACUAUCAAUAAAAUAAUUUGUUACUCUGUAUUUAUUGAAAACUUAGAACAUGAUUUCUUUGUUUAAACAUCAUUGUUAUUGUCUGAAUUGAAUAAAGCAUCUAAAUUAAAAGACUA